AUGGCAUCUGAUCAAGAGAACGGACACGAGUGUACACCUCUACUCCACCAGAGCCGAUUAUCACAGCUCCAACACGCGCAAGAUGAAGAGGCUUCAUCGGUCAUCGCGUCCACUGUAACCAAGGAAGAACAGCAGUUAGCAGGUAGUACGGUUGGAGAACGAUUACCAUACAACGAUUAUACUACAAUCGACUGGCUACACGACUUGGUAAAAGACUCGUACCGCUUUCGUCACAUCCAAUCUCGACGCGGUAUCCGCUACAAGGCUCUGGCUCUCCUCGACGCCUGCUCAGGAUGGAUUGCUGUCAUUAUCAUCGGCACACUUACUGCGUGCGUCGCUUUUCUUGUCGACAUCGCUGUGGCUACUGUUUCGGACUGGAAAGUCGGAUAUUGCUCUGGCCAUGCAUUCCGGAACCGCGAAGCUUGCUGUUCUCAGAGGAAAGCAAGGGCCCUUUUUCGUACGAGUAAUGUUGAAGGGUGUGAGAAUUGGCAUGAAUGGACAGGCGACUAUGCGUCUAGUCUCGCCAUCUAUGUGGCUAUGGCAUUGGUUUUCGGUAUCGUCAGUUCAGGCGCGACUAUGUUGACCAAGACUGCACUUCCAUCUGCUUCAGACACGCCAGGUUCGACCACAAAAUCCAAUGGCCAUGACAAUGAUAUCCCAGCAACCCCCGCAACAGCUCCCAGCGGCAAAGUUAUGUACAUGGCCUCCGGAUCCGGCAUCCCUGAAAUAAAAACAAUCCUCUCCGGUUUUUCCAUCCCAUCCUUUCUCUCCCUCCGCGUUCUCAUCGUCAAAGCCUUCGGCGCCAUCUUUGCCGUAUCGACUGGUAUGUGCCUAGGAAAAGAAGGUCCCUUUGUCCACAUCUCUACCUGUGUGGGUUACUUAGUUGGCCGGUUGAUUCCAAAAUACCGGGAUAACGGACGUAAAAUGCGAGAAUUGCUCAGUGCCGCCUGCAGUUCUGGCCUUUCGGUCGCCUUUGGCGCACCGAUUGGCGGAGUGCUUUUCUCCUACGAGGAAAUAUCGACGUAUUUCCCAAGGAAGGUGCUGUGGAGAGCAUUUUUAUGUAGUCUUACGGCGGCUAUGGUACUCAAAGAACUCAAUCCUACGGGAACGGGUAAAUUAGUUCUUUUUGAGUCCAAUUUCGAGACGGAGUAUCAGGCUAUCCACUACCUCGUUUUCGUUUUGCUGGGCGUAGCGGGUGGUGUUUUUGGUGGUCUCUUCUGCAAGUUCAACUUCCUGUGGUCGAAGUGGUUUAGAAGCUUUGGGCUUAUUAAACGGUACCCUGUGCUAGAGGUUGCAUUGGUCGUGUUUGCGACUGCGCUUCUUCAAUACCCUAAUCCACUAACGAGGGAACCUGGAGACGUCAUCAUCAAAAAUCUGCUUGUGGAUUGUGGUGAUGACGCUUCAAGGGCGUCUUGGGUCUGUCGGAAUGAGAGUUCUGAUAUAGUGGGAGAUGGAAAGACGAAUUGGAAGUUUGUGGCUUGGCUAACGUACGGUACUCUUGCCAAACUCGUUCUAACUACCGUAACGUUCGGCAUCAAAGUUCCCUCUGGCGUCAUCAUCCCCGCGCUGGAUGCUGGGGCUUUUUUCGGGCGGCUAGUUGGUCAAACUAUCGGUUCGAUAAGCCCAGGUAUCUUCGCCAUGGUUGGUGCUGCCGCAUUUCUGGCUGGAGUAUCACGUAUGACGAUUUCACUUGCUGUUAUUAUGUUUGAACUAACCGGCCAACUUUCCUAUACUGUUCCCUCCAUGCUCGCCAUCCUAGUCGCAAAAUGGACUGCAGAUGCCAUCUCAACAGAAGGUGUAUAUGAUCUCGCUCAAACACUUCUUUCCCACCCCUUCUUGGACCCGGAUGUCGCUCUAUCAAUCGUCCGGCAACACAAAGCUUGCGUCGAGGCCCUCAUUCCGCCUCAACGCACCAUGUCCGAUAUUACUGUCUUGGUUCCUGCCAACAACAAAGUAGCGUUGGACUUGCUCAAAGAAAAGCUACAUGCGCUGAGGGAGAGGGGACUUAUGGAUGCGGGUCUCGUUCUUGUGCAGAGAAACAGUGGUAGUGAGGGUGUGGAAGUGCUGCAGGGUUACAUUUCACAGUCGGAGCUGGAAUUUGGGUUGACAAAACUUGUCCCCAGUGUGCUCGUGUCGGCCCAAGAGGAUGUCCAGGUUAGAUUGUUGGGCCAGGAGAUUGACGAUCCAACAAGUCCGACAAGCUUGGAGAUGGAUCUAACGCCCUUUGUGGACCGAAUGCCACUGACUAUCUGUGCGAAAGCGCCCUUGGAGUAUGCCGUCGAGAUGUUUGCCAAGCUAGGAUUGAGAUACCUGAUGGUCACCGAGGAAGGAACGGGGCGACUCGUGGGCGUAGUGAUUAAGAAACGACUAGUAGGGUACCUUGAACAUUUGAAAGAACACGGAGAGAAAGACAAGUAA
Molecule: messenger RNA, 2418 nt
Organism: Alternaria burnsii
Lineage: Eukaryota; Fungi; Ascomycota; Dothideomycetes; Pleosporales; Pleosporaceae
Product: chloride channel-like protein 3
Exons: 3
Coding region: 1-2418 (805 amino acids)
Biological process (GO): transmembrane transport; chloride transport
Cellular component (GO): early endosome; Golgi apparatus; membrane
Molecular function (GO): voltage-gated chloride channel activity
Source: RefSeq, a predicted model, not a curated record